Messenger RNA from Varanus komodoensis (Komodo dragon), 4157 nucleotides. RefSeq names its product activated leukocyte cell adhesion molecule (gene ALCAM). Gene Ontology annotation, biological process: cell adhesion. Gene Ontology annotation, cellular component: plasma membrane. The transcript is spliced from 17 exons. NCBI's taxonomy places the organism in Eukaryota, Metazoa, Chordata, Lepidosauria, Squamata, Varanidae. The record is from RefSeq and is a predicted model, not a curated record. Bases 284 to 2113 code for a protein of 609 amino acids.
CACCUGCUUCCGAGCAGUCGGGGCUGCAGAGCCGCUUCCUCUCUGCCGUCCGUCGCAGAGCUCAGCCCGCGCCUGCAACUUCUCUCGCUCCCGCCCCGCCGAGCUCGCCUGGAAAGUUGCUGGCGGCGCGUCGUAGCCCGUUUGAGGAAGAAGAGGAGGCCGCCGCCGCUCUGAGCGAGGGAGCGCCGGAGAGGUAGCAGCCCACGCCUUCGCCCUCUCGUCGCCUCCAGGAAGAACGGCGCCCAAAGUCGCCGUUCGCCCGGCGCUCCUGCGGGGAGGCGGGAUGGAGACCCCCUCUGCCGCCGCCUCUUUCCGUCGCGACUUGCAGCCUCCGGCGCUGCCGAUCCUCCUGGGCUUGCUGCUCUCUGCCCUUUGCCUGCGGCCAGGACUUGGCUUGUACACAGUAAACACAGUAUAUGGAGAUACCAUUGUUUUGCCUUGCCAUUUAGAAGUUCCUAAUGACCUUAUGUUUGGAAAAUGGAAAUAUGAAAUUGCAAACAAGGCUUCAACAUUUAUUGCUUUCAGAUCUGCAACCAAAAAAACUGUACAAUAUGACGACGUGCCAGAAUACAAAGACCGAUUAAGUCUCUCAGAAAAUUAUACCCUAUCAAUUAGUAAUGCUAGAAUUGGUGAUGAAAAGAAAUUUGUAUGUAUGCUUAUAACGGAGAACAAUAUCCUUGAACAGGCUACAAUAGUCAAGGUGUUCAAACAGCCUUCUCAACCUGAAAUUACAAAUCGGGCAAUGUUUCUAGAAACAGAACGGCUAAAAAUGCUUGGGGAAUGUAUUACAAAAGACGGUUAUCCACAGGGAAACCUAACAUGGUUCAAAAAUGGAAUUGUCUUGCAACCUGUUGAAGGAGCUGUUGUCAUAAAUGAGCAAACAAAUGUGGCUAAAGCAAGUGGACUCUUCACCGUGAUAUCAUCUCUAGAGUAUAAGCCAAUGAAGGAUGAUACCAAUGCACAGUUCACCUGCACAGUGACAUAUUUUGCACCCACUGGACAAGAAACCAUACGGUCAGAAUCGGUGGUCUUUGACAUUCAUUAUCCUACAGAGAAAGUUACAAUUGAGGUACUUUCAGAAAGAAAUACAAUUAAAGAAGGUGAUAACAUUACCCUAAAAUGUUCAGGAAAUGGUAAUCCUCCACCUCAGGAGUUUUUAUUUUAUAUUCCCGGAGAAUCAGAACCUAUACGAGGUUCUAGCCAUUAUAUAUUAACAGAUGUAAGAAGAAAUGCAACAGGGGAAUAUAAAUGCUCCCUGACUGAUGGAAGUCUGAAGGAUUCCACUACUAUUACAGUGCACUAUUUGGAUUUGUCACUUUCUCCCAGUGGAGAAGUUAUUAAGCAGAUCGGAGAAGCACUGCCUGUAUCCUGUACAAUCUCUUCUAGUAGGAACGCUACUGUAUUCUGGCUGAAAGACAAUACCAGAAUGCGGACAAGCCCAUCUUUUUCAAGUUUACAGUACCAAGAUGCAGGAAAUUACAUCUGUGAAACUACUUUACAGGAGGUUGAGGGGUUAAAGAAAAGUCAAAUACUUACACUAAUAGUACAAGGAAAACCUCAGAUCAAAAUGUCGAAGAGAACUGGCCCAGAUGGAUCACAUAAAAUCAUAGCUUGUCAUGUGGAGGGGUUUCCCAAGCCAGUGGUACAGUGGACGAUGAGUGGAGGGGCCAUAAAUAAAACAGAGGAGACUAGAUUUGCCAAUGGAAAAUUCAUUAGUAAAAUUGAAAUUGCUCCUGAAGAGAAUGUUACAGUAACAUGCAUUGCUGAAAAUCAUCUGGAGAGAGCUGUGAUUUCUAUGAAUGUAUCUGCUAUAAGUUUCCGAGAACCCGAUGAACCAGAAGAAAAAAAUGGUGAUAGUAGGGAAAAUGCUAAUGACCAGACAAAACUAAUAGUAGGAAUUGUGGUUGGUCUUCUUCUGGCAGUUCUGGUAGCAGGCGUUGCUUAUGGGCUAUACAUGAAGAAAUCAAAGGAUGUCAACGGAGAGUCUGAGAAGGAAGCGGCACAGAACAUUCAAACCCUCCCGAGGUCAGCCUCAAAACAUGUAGAUAAAGAUCUUGGGAAUACAGAAGAAAAUAAGAAAUUAGAAGAAAACAAUCACAAAUCAGAAGCUUGAGAGUGAGAACUAUGCAGUCACGAUUCCAGAGAAUAAAUAUAGACCAACCGAAGCAUGAACAUGGAUUGUAUUUAAGAUAUAUAUGAAGACGUGACGGCUCUCAAGUUUUCAAAGGAAUUUACACUGUUAUCUCAAGCUUACAAAAAUAUCAGCAAAACUAAUUUGGGCAGCAGCCGUGAUAAUAGGUCAACAAUUUGUGUUCUGUUUGAAUAUAUUUUUUUUGUAAAUGUCUGCACUGAAGAUUUCUUUUGGUUUGCCUUUAUGUAAAUUUUUUACGUAGCUAUUUUUAUACACUGUAAGGCUUUGUUCUGGGAGUCGCUGGUAAUCUGAUGUAUAGUGUAUUGUUUUUAUUUCCAUUGGUUUUCGCACCCUUUAAAGAGGUACAUUUCCAAUUCUGAUUGCUAUCAGUAAAGCUCCUAUUUUGCACAGCAAGUAUUUAAUUUAUAUGAUUGCCUUAUGGGAAAAUGAGACACUUCUUUCUCUGUUUUUCAAACACUACUGAAGAAAAAGGGGUACGUACACCUGUAGGGAGGGACAGCAAAAGAAAAAGCAAAGUAACCAGUUUGUAAAAAAGAGAGAGAGAGAACCUGAUCACAUAUAAAGGACAUGUAUAUAAUUGCCAAAAGAAGAAUCAGGUAGCAAGCAAGAGUCAUCAUGUAUACAGAUGUCUACUAAUAAGUCUUUUUUAAACAGGAAAAUCUUUUUAUUGAUAGCAUUCCAGAAAACUAAUUGUUCUUGCAGUUCCAUGAUAUAUAGUGUGAAUGACUGGAAUUAAGAAUUAGUUCUGAAGUAUUUUUGUUAUCCACUGCCUUAAAAAUUACCUUUCUUUUUAAUUUUGAAAAAAAAAUCAGUCAAAAUCAGAGGCUUAUGUUUGGUUUUUUUAAAGUAAUCAUAUCAAAGCUGCAUUUUUCCACAAAAUAGAAUAUAUAUUUUUGUGUGUGUGCAUUUUUGUUAACUACACUACAGAUAUUGCACCUUGAAAUAAUUUUAGUGUUUUUAACUGGUACAUAAUUUAUCAAGAAGUACAUGAAAUUGUAACAAUAAAAUUAAAUCUAUGUAUCUUUAGUUACAUUCAAGAUUGUAACUUUAUAAACCUGUUUUAUGCUUGAUAAUUUUUUUAGAAAGUUAGCAUAAAAAGAAACAUUUGGAUAGAUCAGGGCAAAUAGGCAGCACUAUUAAGUAAUGUUUCCUCUUAGCAAAAGACUAGCAUCUGGAAGAAUGUAAUAGGUCAUUUUGAUAACGGCAGGAAGAAGUUACUAGAAUAAGCAUCAGGUUUCUGUUUACAGAUUUACAAGCCAGGGAAACAGGAAGAUUCUAUAGAUUGUGGAAAGGAUAAGUGGAAGGAAAAUGAGAUGAAAAUUAGGAAUUGUAUUUUGCCACUUAGGGGAAAAAACACUGUUGUAAAUUUGUAAAAUGUUGACUGUCUGGGCAGUAGUGACUGAUAUCUUAAAUAAAAGCUUCCUGUAGUGUAUUGGCAUGGAUUAAAUACAUGAAAUGUCUUAUAAAUUCAAUACUGUAUAAAAUAUUACAGAAGGAUCCUGUUAAAUCCUCUCAGCAUUGGUUAAGGCUUUAUUCGGCAAGGGAACAAAAUUAUUCAUGGUCAAUGUUUUAAACCAAAGUUAAAAGGGGGAUAAAACCAAAGUCUUUUGUUUUGCAUGGCUAAGCCAUUUAUGAUCUUUGUAAAUACUGUGAUUUUUUUCUUUCUUUUUCUUUUUUUAGAAUUUUGUUUAAAAAAAUUCUAAAAAUUUUAAAGCACCUGUUUUCCAAAAUAAAAUGUGAACACACACAAAAAGGUUAUAUACAAUUUGUGUUGGUGUGAAGACAUCUCUGCUCAUAAAGAUAAUUGAGUGAAGGGAAGAAAAAAAAGUUUUGCAGUGCAAUGUGAAUUAUAUGAGAUAUAAGCAUACAAGGAAUAUAUAACCAUUUCUGGUCUGUAAAAAGUGGAAGCCACACAACUGGCCAGAACGUGAAAUGAGUGGAGACCAUGAAGGAAAGCACUUAAUUUCUGUAGCCAAUAUCAUCGUGAGAAAGGAAUAAAACACUC